Molecule: messenger RNA, 3243 nt
Organism: Trichoderma atroviride IMI 206040
Lineage: Eukaryota; Fungi; Ascomycota; Sordariomycetes; Hypocreales; Hypocreaceae
Source: RefSeq, a predicted model, not a curated record
CAACAACAGGAGCGCUCAUCAAUCGACUCAAACCUACUAUCGCCCUUCCUAUCUCGAGUCAACAGUGACUCUCUCUCCCCUGCGAACCCCUCAGAGACACCUGCCGGAUCCUCGACACUGAGCCUCUACCAAUCCAGUGACUACAGCGACUUGGACGACGACCCUUUCUUCGGCGCCAACUUUACCAAUCCCGAGGUCGGCACGCCAUCCUUUUUGGACGACCACAGCGUAUGGGACCUCUCACUAAACAACACCCCAGCAGUUGAGCCUCAACAAGAGCAUAAUGCCAACGACGAUAAUUAUCAUCCUCUAACCCCGGAUCAAACUGCCUCCGUCCACACAUUAUCACCACGAAGCGAGGAGAGAACCGCUCUCACGCGACCAGAUCAACACCAGUUACCCAGCUCCAUCUCACCGCAGGAGCUUCAGAUGCCCUUCAAGCCUAAUCCCCUUGUCAUCCCAGCACCCCAGUUGACGCCGAGCCAGACGGACAGCACACAGUCUAGUGAGGACGGAUUAGCACCUGCUCCCGUCGAUAUGAGAUGUCAGAGUCCUCGCGUCACCAUCUCCGUAUGGGACAAAGAUAGCAGUGGCCCUGUUCAUACCGUUGAGCGUUCUCUUGAAGAUAGUCCGUCGACGGUACGAGGGGGCCUCGAGUCUGCCGGAGACUUGAUUACAUCAUCCACCAACUAUGGCCAAGGCAAACCUGUUGCUAGAGAUUCCACGGGUCAAUGGCGGCGCGACCCUGCCACUGGCCUUGGUGGUCUGGAUCCAAAAAGGCGACCUGGGGAGGCAAUCGCGAGCAUAAACGAGAUUAUGAGCCGUCAAGAGAUUGAGGAGAAAAAUGGCGAGGUCAACAAAUGGCUUACCGGUAAUCUCAACGAGAUUGUUCCUCCAGACACGUCGUCUCCCGAGGAUAUCAGCUCCGCAGAAGAGCAAAGUCGCAACAGCAAUGACAGCAUUCCUCUUGGGGACCAAACUGAGAACAAAUACAUCCCUGGCCAAACUUAUUACGCUCCCAACGGUGCUGGUCAGUUGGCCGACGAGGAUUACGACAUCAUCUAUGCUAAUCGCAAUUGGGCCGAUGCCCCCAUUCUUCCCUCCAUCAGAAACAGUGGAGAGAGCCGGCAUCAACCUCAGAGCUCACAAGCCGCCAUUGAGCGCUUCGAGAGGAUGUGCCGUGAUAAUGACUCCAUCAUCUCUCGAGCGGCAACCUGGGGUACUCGCCGACGCAGCUUACCCAGCGUGGCCGACGUUGAUAUCGAGGGCAUCACGAGCGGCAAUUUCUUGAAGAAGCUCUCCAUUAGUCGAAGCGGUGAUAGAAGCAACAAACCUGGCAACCUUCUGAAGGAACUUUCAAAUCUUGUCCGGCGUCCCAGCGGUUCACAUGCGCGUAAGCGCUCCCGUAGCGGACAGCGCGAAGCUCCAAAUGAACAGACAGAGCAACCACCAACUCACAAUAAACGUGAUAGCCUGCCGCACUUGUCUCCCAUGUCACGAACACCCAGCUGGGGGAAGAAGCACCAGACUCCCAGUAUUAACACCGCUUUAGUGUCCAUGGGCCAAAACCUUGGUUCCAUCGGCACUACACAUUCGCGCGCAGGAUCUAUUAGUACCAUUUCUCCGCCUCCCAAAAGUUCCUUUCCCAGCCUCAGUGUGAAAGGCUCUCUGAGACGGCCGCGAAGCAAGUCAGACUUGCCCAAGCCAUCUGCUGCCGCCAAUCGCAGCAGCAUCGAUAAUGGUCACUCCAGCCUCGCUGAUAUGUGGAGGAAAUCUGGUGGACCGCCUGUAGCGGCUCUCAGGCAAGCCGCUGCCCCUGUCGAACCAGACGACGACGACGACGACGAUGACGAUUUUUACGAAGAUAACGACAUGAAGAUGAACCCCAAUAUCAUUGACGACAUCGCUCCAAACUUGGCUGGCUUCCAACAACACAUUCAGACCCUGAACCAAGCACUGCCCCCUGCGCAUAGCUACCUUGUAGAUCGCAUUGCCCACCAGCAGAUUAUUAGGUACAAGCAGCUACUUAGCAACAAAGUCAAACACCUUGGUCUUGGGGCCAACUGCCCUUGCGGCUCGCUGUGCUUGGCACUGGGCGGUUCAGCGAACCUGCUGAGUUCACGGGGAGGAGAUAAUGGCAAUGGCAAGGGAUUAGACGCCUUACCAACGCACUAUGACGACGACGACGACGAUGUCACGCCGACUGAAGGCGCCAUUAACCAGGAGAGCUUCCCAACCGAUAUACCUAUGCCGCCAACACAGCACUUGCCGGCGGAGUUUGAAUGCCAACUGUGUUACCAGAAGAAGAAGUUCCACAAGCCAUCUGACUGGACCAAGCAUGUGCAUGAGGAUGUGCAGCCUUUCACAUGCACGUGGGAUAAAUGCCGGGAUCCCAAGAUCUUUAAGCGCAAGGCCGACUGGGUCCGCCAUGAAAACGAGGGCCACCGCCAUUUAGAGUGGUGGACAUGCGACGUUGAAGAUUGCCGGCACACAUGCUAUCGCCGCGAUAAUUUCUUACAGCACCUCGUUCGUGAGCACAAGUUCCAGGAACCCAAAGUGAAGACCAAGGCGGCAAUGAAAAAGGUUGGUGCAGUCGAUCCAACCUGGCAAAAGGUUGAGCAGUGCCACAUAGAAACGAACAAACAGCCGCAUGAAGAACCGUGCCGGUUUUGCGGCAAGGUAUUCCCGACAUGGAAGAAGUUGACUGUUCACCUGGCCAAGCAUAUGGAGCAAAUCUCGCUUCCUGUGCUGCGCUUGGUAGCGGCCAAAGCAAAAGAACUGGCAGCGGAUACCAUCAUCAGCCCGGUCCAGGACCCUCCUCCGCGGCACGAAAUUCCACUCCUACCAGAUCCAAAUUCGCCUGCAAUGCGAUAUCCAAACAAUGGCCAACAGCAGCAGCUUUCCACAGCGUCGCCAAUGCUGCCGCCGCCGCCACAGCAGCAACAGCCGUCGAUGCCGUAUCCUCCCCAGGCCCAAAACCAAUUCAUGUAUUCUCAGGUGAUGAAUCCUGGCCAAUUCCACUCGUCUUUCUAUCCUCAGUUUGACAACAUGGGCCAAAAUCUACACCAAACUCAGUCCAUGGCCGCUAGCCCGCUAGUUCAUGGGUUCGACCCCGGCCGGCGGGCUCAGGACCUGCCCGUCACCUCGGCUCCGUAUGGGCAGGGGUCGAAUCCCUAUACCGCCAUGGCAAUCCAAAAUGAGGUGGAGCCAUUCCCACCCCUGAACGCAUUGGGUUUGCAGAAC